AUGAACCAAAAACAAGGCCGACGGAGGCGAUCCAGCAGUCUGAUCUACCAGGAGCCUGCUGAAUCAAUCGAGCGCACAAGUGACCAGGCAGCUUUGCCAAAUCUCAACGCAGACUGGGUGAACGCCAAGGGUGCCUGGACUAUUCACUUCGUCUGUAUCGCUGCCCUCAAGAUUUUCUACGACAUCAUCCCGGGCGUCUCGCAGGAGACCUCUUGGACCCUCACCAACAUCAGUUACAUGUUCGGAUCCUUCCUCAUGUUUCAUUGGGUGCGGGGCAUCCCAUUCGAAUUCAACGCCGGCGCCUACGAUAAUCUCAAUAUGUGGGAGCAAAUCGACAACGGUGACCAAUAUACGCCUGCCAAGAAGUUUCUGCUCAGCGUCCCGGUUGUGCUCUUCCUCCUUAGCACUCACUACACCCACUACGACAUGACCUACUUUACCAUCAACUUCCUCGCCACAUUGGGAGUGGUUAUUCCUAAGUUGCCAUUUUGGCAUCGGUUGCGGAUAGGUCUAUUCUCCGAGAUACCCGAGGAGUCAUAG
This is a messenger RNA of Penicillium antarcticum, 540 nucleotides long. RefSeq names its product ORMDL family protein. Bases 1 to 540 code for a protein of 179 amino acids. Lineage: Eukaryota; Fungi; Ascomycota; Eurotiomycetes; Eurotiales; Aspergillaceae. Gene Ontology annotation, biological process: intracellular sphingolipid homeostasis; ceramide metabolic process; negative regulation of ceramide biosynthetic process. The record is from RefSeq and is a predicted model, not a curated record. The transcript has 3 exons. Gene Ontology annotation, cellular component: endoplasmic reticulum membrane.